AUGGAUUCUCCGAACAGCAAGGCAGACACGAUUCCUACUAUUUGUAGUCACAUUUUACCACAAGAAGCGCCAUCGCGUUACCUACCGUUUCUGGAAGCAGGUUUCUGGCCCGGUACAACACCCCUAUCACCCUUUUUCGUCGGCCCCAUGAACAGAGAAGUACCACCCUUUUGGCCUGUACCUUGGCUUCCACAGUUGUGGUCCCCUUCCCAAACUUCAAAGACUGCUAGUAGACCAGUGUUACCGCCUUCUGCAGCAACGAGUCCAAGUCCAGAAGGAUCUCAAGUAACUAAUGGAUCUGCUUCAGAAAAUGAAGUAAUAGCUUCUUAUAGAACCUCAUCUCUGAACAGUUCUCCAGCAGUUAAUGGGAGUCCACAUCUAAGUCUGCACCGAGCAAGAGCUCCCCCCAUCGUUGAUCCAAUCCUUGCAUUGACGUCUAUUGAAGCAUCCCCGGUGAUAUCAAGAGCAUUGGCAUCAACAUUACCUCGUCGACCUCGCAGUGAAAAAAGGCCAAUUCCAGAAGAGCAAAAAGAUGACAAAUACUUCGAAAGGCGGAAAAGGAACAACAUGGCUGCCAAGAAAUCUCGUGAUGCGAGAAAAGCGAGGGAGGACGAAAUCGCCCUGAGGGCAUGCUUCUUGGAGAAAGAAAACGCCAUUUUGAGAGCCCAAGUAACCACCCUGAGAGAAGAAGCUCAAUCUCUGAGACAACUGUUGCUACAGAAAAGACACUCGGAGUGGUGCAAAACGUAA
Molecule: messenger RNA, 750 nt
Organism: Uloborus diversus
Lineage: Eukaryota; Metazoa; Arthropoda; Arachnida; Araneae; Uloboridae
Product: D site-binding protein-like
Exons: 2
Coding region: 1-750 (249 amino acids)
Biological process (GO): regulation of transcription by RNA polymerase II
Cellular component (GO): nucleus
Molecular function (GO): RNA polymerase II cis-regulatory region sequence-specific DNA binding; DNA-binding transcription factor activity, RNA polymerase II-specific
Source: RefSeq, a predicted model, not a curated record